Molecule: messenger RNA, 744 nt
Organism: Bipolaris victoriae FI3
Lineage: Eukaryota; Fungi; Ascomycota; Dothideomycetes; Pleosporales; Pleosporaceae
Exons: 5
Coding region: 1-744 (247 amino acids)
Source: RefSeq, a predicted model, not a curated record
AUGGAAUCGGAGCCGGGGAGGAGGUGGAAGAGUGCGUGCAGACGGGCUUGGGGCAGCGGUUUCAAGCAGGCUACAGCAUGCGAGCCAGGCCGGUGUGACUCUGGCUUUGAGACAGACUGGCGGCCAUGUGCUAGCGGACCAGACAAAGAGGGUGUGCGGUUGGCGCGUGCCAUGCUGCGAUCCAGCCCAUGCCAUGGCUCAAAGCCCACAAGCACAAGCACAAGACAAGGGCGCGCGCGGCCGGGAGCGGGCAGCGACGAUGAGUCCUUGGUGAGGAGCGGCGAGGCUGACCAAUGCCCUCGGCCAGCUUUACAUGCCGGGCGCACUUUGCAGUCAGAGAGACACUGGCUAUGCGCAUCCACGGCUCCGUGUCGCCCACCAAGCAGCGCCAACCCCGGCUGGGCGGUGACGGGCCCCGUAACCGUAAUCUCUCAGAAUACACCUGCCAGAGCGGCUGCUUUUGCCAUUGCACCCCCUAGCCACCCACCAGUGUGCCACAACAAGGCCCCAUGGCUGCGUGGGAGCCUGCAAUGCCGCAUUCCCACCCUCUCCCUCUUCCUCGCUCGGCUUCCGGUGGAGGAGCUGGGCCACACGGGCUUCCGUCAUCAGUCUCGGUUGCCCUUUUGUCUAUUACUAGACCCAGCUACCACACUGCCUAAUAAGGGGGGAGAGGGGGCUGCCCAUGCUGGUGGCCCGUCAGCGGCGGCUGCCGACAAAGCUGUUGGCGACGGAAUUCCAUUCUAG